AUUGCCACCAUUAUUCACAAACCUGUAUUCUAACUGUUCAGUUACAUAGAAAUUAUCAUUACACGUGAUUAGACAUAUAUUCUCUACUGCUUGAAUUCUUUCAACAGCUGUAAGACAAAGAAGCAAUUUGAAGAAAUUAUAUGCCAUAAAAAUUAUUUAGUAAACACUAAACAUAGUAAUAUUAGUUAUUAUAAUUAUCAUUAAGUUGAGUGUUGAUACUUUCUUGUUGUUAUAUCCACUCUAAAGUGUAAAGUAUGUUAACAAUGCAAUCGAAUUAUUAUACGGCAAGAUCUGAUACACGUCUUAAUGGUCCUGUUAUACCUUCACAAUUGACAAAUUAUCCUUUACAGAAUCAACAAAUUGCCCAUCAACAACAACAACAAUCACACCCUCAGCAUCCUCCCCAUCAUCAUCAGCAGCAACAACAACAAUCUCAAGCACAUAGUGUACAUGAACUACGCUUACCUCCGAUUAUAUCCUCGGGAACAGUCAAUAGUGAUUCAAUUAAUCCACCUGAUUUAGUACAUAAUUCAAGUUCAUCUGAAGAACAUUUGAAUUUCUCAACAUUGAGACAAUCAGGUAUAAGACGUGAUAAAAUUAAUAGUCAAGAUUGGAUACAAAAUAAUCCUGAGUGUAAUAUGAAACUUAGUUAUGUAACAGGUCAAUCAUCACCGACAAAUGAAGAAUUGUCAGCUUCAUCGACACGUUUACGACUUAACUGCUCUGUAUCGAAUGGACAUUCUCCGAGUAAUUCAUCUCCAUCACCUUCGCCAACAACUAUAACAACUUCAGCCAAUAAUACAAAUAGUAACAGUAAUAAUAACACUAAUAGCCGACUAUUAAAUCAACAAUUUUAUUCUGAUAUAAAUUUAAUUCGUCAGUCAAAUGAUUUAAUAUCCACUUCUGCUACAAAUGUAUACGGAAGAAAUGGACCAAAGGAAUUAGAUUAUUUAUUGGCGGCAAAUGCAGCUGCUGCACUUGUCAGUCAACUUGGUGGUGGAACGUCUGUGAAUACUUUAAAUUCAAAUUUAACUAUGGAACAGUUAAAUAACAAUUCAAAACUUAUACAUCGUGAUAUGAAUUCAGUUGAACAAUUUACAAGUAAAGAUUUAUUCAUACCUAAUGAUUUACGAUACAGCAGUGGUAAUAAUCAAAAUAAUAAUAGUAAUAGUAAUAACAAUACUACUAAUGGGAUUAUUAAUAGUCCUAAUGCAGCUAACAACAAUAUGAAUUUAUCAUAUGAAGAUCAACAGAGACUUAUGUACUCUGGUACGGAACAGAAGUAUACGAAUUCAAAUCAACUCAAAUCCUAUCCAAAUGGUUUACUAAAUCCUUUUAAUGGAACUAAUUUUAUGCGUCCAAUGGUACAAUCUAAUGGAUUGAUGACACGUAAUCCAAAUAACGCCUUUCAAUCAAAUACUUCAGCCACCGCUGUUCAUAGUAGUAACAAUAAUACUAAUAGUGAUAGUAGUAGUAGCAGCGUCAGCAUUAAUAAUGAUUCUCGUACUCAUCUAUAUGAUAUUUCGUCUUUCAAUGCUCAUAAUCCAUACUCUCUUACAAACCCAUUUCAUUUUAAUUCACGUUCAACUAAUCAAUCAUAUGCGAAUGAAUCAAUGAAAUUAAAUGGGAAUUUAUCCCUACGUGAUACAAAUUAUCAUGCCUUAUUGAAUGGAUCACCUUUUGGUAACAGUAAUCAUAACAACAACAACAACAGUAGUAGUGGUGUAGCAUUUCGAUCAUUAAUUAAUCCAGAGACUCAAUCAUCCUAUCUUUCCACUUCUUCUGAGUUAAAUCAAUCAAUACAAGGUGUACUGAUGAAUUCAUCAAUGGAUAAUACAAAUUCAUUAUUGAAUGAUAAUAACAGUUGUACUGGACAGUCGUUACGACAGAAUUCAAAUUCAAAUGAAUCGAAUGUAGUUGUUUAUCCAUGGAUGAAUCCUAAAGGAUCUGACAUAACUGUGGAUCAGAAACGUACCCGACAAACGUAUACGCGUUAUCAAACCUUAGAGUUAGAAAAAGAAUUUCACUUCAAUAAAUAUUUAACGCGUAGACGAAGAAUUGAAAUAGCGCAUACGCUCACUUUAACUGAAAGACAAAUUAAAAUCUGGUUCCAAAAUCGAAGAAUGAAAUGGAAAAAAGAUCAUAAUAUAGCUAAAUUGAAUGGUCCUGGUACACUGGAACAACUUGAAUUAGCUGAACAAGGAUCAACUAUUUCAACAAUAGGUCGUAAAAAUCAUAAAGAUUCCUCACUAUGUGAUGAUAGUGAUGAAGAGUGUAUAAAACGUAAACGAUUAUCUGUUGAUGAGUUUGGUACAAUAGAUACAAUAUCCAGCAGUGCAUAUCCUUCAGAACAUAAUAUUUCUGACAAAGGAAGAAAUUUAAAGCAUGAUUAUACGCUAACACAUAGAAAUAAAUCACGGCAUAUUCAUCACCGUGGUAAACACAAUGUUAGUGGUAAUGAUGAAGAUGAUGAAAUAGAAGACGAUGAAGAUGAUGACAUUGAUGACGAUGAAGAUGGUGUUGAUAAUAGUAUGAUAAGUAGAGAAAGAGGAAAAGAGCAUCAUCGAAAUCUAUUAAAUCUACCCUCAACUACAUCCAAUAAACAUUCAUGGUCUUUAAAUCAAGCGGAAAAAAUGAACAAUUUUCAUAUUGCUGACAACCUUUACUUGAAAGUUCAACAAACAGGAGUAAAUCCAGAAUCAUUAAUGUUUAGAAAUGAAAUUGAAAAAAAUUGGCAUUCAUAAAUCAGGAAUUUUUAAAGUCAUAACUGUGAAAAUGUGUCUUCAACUUAAAUUUAUUUGUAUAAGCUUUUUAAAUAUUCAUUAAUAAGAAACAUAAUCGGAGACAGACAGAAUACCAACUUCAAAAGGGAAUCACAUGAAAGAUCAAAUCUACCAAAACAAUUAACUUUUUCCUUUUUAUCCUUUCAAAUAUUCUUUAUAUUAGUGUAGAUCAAUUUUAAUUAUAUUAUUUGUUGUAAAUAGUGAGUACUGUUCAAUCAAAUUAUAAUCUUUAUUCAUUUAACUACAUAAUAUCUGACUACCUCAGUAAACUUAAAAUACUACUGAUUACUAGAAGGAUGCACAUUCAUCUGAAUACUUGUCAUCUCUCCAGCUAGGUUGCAGAUUAAUUCAUCAAAUUUCCUUUUGAAUCAUCAAAGUACACCCACCAAGCCAACUCAACAUCUACAGACAUGAUCUUUUCAACCCAUUUUCACUUUUCUGCUUUCCUCAUCAUUCAUUACUUUGCUUGAAUUAUAAUACCCUUCCCCAUCAGUCUCUUACGAUUUGUUCACUCCUUUGAUGAAUUAGUACAUAGAUUUUCCAUAGUCAGAUGACUUUUAUGUUCAUUUUAAAAAUCAAAAUCACUUUUGUAAACAUAAAUACAUACACACAAAUAUACAGAGUUAAAAUUACAAAAUCACUCCCUGGCACUCAUUUUCACAUUUAAUUCAUUAUAUUUCAUAUCUGUUAUCGUUGUUGUCGUUGUAAUUUACCUCUCAUUUUAUUUGUUUAAGUGAAAACUACCUGUUUACCCGUCUGUUUAUUUAUUGAACAGGGGGUGAAUAAGAAACAGAGGUAAUACAGUCAGUAAGUAAAACAAAUGAUGGGUUAAUGAAAGUUUAAACGGCAUCUCUUAUUAUUAUUGUCAUUACUAUUAUUAUUAUUGUUACUGUUAUGAGUAUUGUGUUAAUUUAAUAAUAAAGUACAAUAGAAAUAAAUGAAAGAAUGAGCAUCAUUUCACUCAUUG
Trichobilharzia regenti is the source of this 3750-nucleotide messenger RNA. NCBI's taxonomy places the organism in Eukaryota, Metazoa, Platyhelminthes, Trematoda, Strigeidida, Schistosomatidae. The record is from the annotation of a GenBank genome assembly.